AGGAAUGCAUGGUCAGGAGGGCCGCCUGCCCCCCAAUUGCACUGCACUGACUGACUGCUGCAUCUGCAUUAUUAUUUUCUGCCCUCCCAGACGCCCAGACAAGCACACACACACACCACACACACACCCACACACGCGCGCACACACAUAGAUACGACGCAAUUAGGCGAGACAGAGAGUGAGUGUAGGGAAGUGGAUAGAUGAGUUGGCAUGCAUAUAGUAUACAGACGAGAAAUGACGGAUAAAUGAUGUAUGUGACACGAUGGAUGGAUGGCAGGGCACGUGUCGGUCGGUGUUGGGCGUUGGCGUUGGCGGUGAUAAUGGUGGUGUUGUUGUUGGUGAUGUGGGCGUGGCAUAUAACCCAACAAUGGGGAAGAAUAAGAAUAAGAAUACACGCAUGGCACGGUCGCGUGCACAUGGUCAUCCGUGUGUGUGGCCUGGCAGCGAGCGGCCCCCUGUGGCGAUGCCACGGCGAAUGUGGGCCUCAUCGACGGCAGAAAGCCGACGAGGACUCCAUUCGCCGUUGCAUGGGAACAGGGGGCCGCUCGCUGCGCGCCAGGCCAUAUGAGAAACGUACACGUCGUAUCCAUCAAUCAAUGGCAAAAAUCACUCAUUGACGAUGAUAGGUAGGUAGAUAGACGACAGCAUCUCCUCCUCCUCCUGUGCAAGUAUGUCUGCAGUGCUGGUUGGACGGAUGGAUGGACAAUAAGGUGAGUGAUACACAUAGCGAGUGUAGGUAUGCAUGUAGCCGACAAAUGAAGAAAUGAUUCAUGACGAUAUGUAUGGUGUGCUGGCUAUCUUCACACACAUACACACACAUACACAACACAGGCGCAUGAUCAUGAACCCACCCCUUCCCCACCCCCCCACACAUCGUCGCACACAUAUGGACAUACACACAAUAUACACACGCUCAACCCCUUUCCUCACCCCUGUACCCUCCCUCCCUCCCUCUAUGUGUGUCCCCAUCCCUCCCUCCCUCCCUCCAUCCCCCUGUCUGUCUAUAUGCCGAAAAGCAUGGCGACGGAGAUGCGGAUGAGCUCCCAGAUGGUGCCCACGACGCUCGUGUUGUUCCUGCGGGCCAUGGCGUACGAGAUGCGCCGGUACGUCUUGAGGUGAGACGUGCUCGUGAAGGGCAACAUCUCGGCCUAUCACACACACACAUCACAUUCACAGACACACAGUGAGGGGGGGAGAUGGAUGGAUGGAUGGAUGCCGUUGGUGCGGUUUGUGCGUCUGGGUGGGGUGGGGUGGGGUGGCAUUGCGUGCGUGCGUACGAGGCAGAGUAGGUUGAGGAAGGGCGACUUGAUGACGGACUUCUCGACGUCGUCGUACAGGUAGAGAUUGCCAAACUGCAACAUACAUACCAACACACACACACACACACACCAUGCCGCUCUGCGUCCCUCCCUCCCGCGUGGCGUGUGUUGUGUGUGUGGUGUUGUGUGUUGUGUGCUUACGCUUCCGCAUCCCGACUGAAUGUUGAAGGGCGUGCCGCCCUUGCCGGAGCCCCAGCGCGACUGCGGGAAGAGGAUGGUGUUGAGCGAGUAGGAGUUCAGACCGAUGACGCCGUAGUUGAGAUCGUCGAUCGACUCGUCUAUCACCUGACACACCACACAUGGCAUCACGUCACAUCACAUCACAUCACAUCAUGCACAUGACGUGACAGACAGACAGACAGACGGUGUCUCAUUGACUUGACGACGUGUGUGGGCCGUGUGUGGUGUGGUGUGGUGUUGUGUGGUGUGGCGGGGCCUACGCGCGUGUCUUCUGGGGUCCUUGCCUUGGCGAUCACCGUACACGACAGGUUCCCUACAGAAAGAAAGGACACACACACGGACAGACAGACGUGCAGACCGGCUCGUCAGGCAGGAUGGUAUCUCGCUCCCGCGCUCGCUCACCCAUGAGUUUCUCGUUGGCAAAUUUGGUGGCCUCCGGCAGGAAGGCCUGCAGGUCGUCUGGGGUGUCAAGCGCCACCUCUGCCGAAAUGUUGAAGAACGCCUCCUGACCCCCCCACACACACAACACAUACACACAUUUAUAUAAAUGUGCGUGUGUCUUGUCUGCCACGUGUUUGUUUGUUGAUUUGUGUGUGUGCUGACUGACCUCUUGCAUCAUGAAAGAGGUCGGCGAGAUGUCGACGGCCAGCAGGUGUGGGGGCCGGCCGCUGUCCUUCUUGGUCAGCCUGCUCUUGCUGCUUAUCGUGAACUCAUCCGCAGACUGAUCGACGAGCAACGACAGCACCAACACGACAUGAGAUGGGUACAUGGGUGCAUGGGCAUGAGCAUGUGGAUGCAUCGCCUCAGCUCAGCUCACCUUGCCCUCUCUCUCCAGCUGCUGGACGAACCGCCUGCGCCACACACACAUACACACGGGGGGCAGCAACACAUACACAUGGCCGCCUGUGUGUGUGUGUGUGUGUGUGCUUACUGCAGCUUCUGUUGGUAGUUGGGGUACCAGCUGGGCGCCAGUGGCGUGCUCUCCAGCACCUCCCGCAGCAAUCGCAGAAACUGGGCCCUAAACACACACACACACACACACACAAACACACAAACCCAUCCCAUCAAGGCAGACGAUGACUGACUGCAUCGGUCGGUCGUUUGGGCGCGGUGCGGUGUGUAUGUUGAACGCACCUCUGCGGCCAAUUCCGGCAUGUGAUGAUGACCUGCGGCCUCGCGCAUAUGUGCCCGCCAUUGAACAGCAUCACAUACCCCAAGUGCUGCACAAGUAAGUGAGUGACACACACACGAAACACAACACGCCCACACACACCAAAUCAAGCUAUGAAUGAAUGAAUGAAUCAGGCAACCAUCUCUCUCUCUCUCUCUCUGUGUGUGUGUGUCCAUCCAUCCAUCCAUCCAUCCAUGUGUUCCUUACACUGGCGUGCAGCUUGAGGUCGACCCAGGACCACUUGCCGGGCGCGACAAUCCAUGGGUUGACGCCACCCAGCUCCGCCACAAACUGCUUCCUAAAGGGCGGCACCGGCGCCCUAGCCGGAUCCUUGGGCAGCAGCGGCGGGGCGGGCGAGCCCCACAUGAUGCGGUAGUACGUCGCAGCACCGCCUAACACACACACACACACACGCACACACGCACACACACAAAUGGAUGGAUGGAUGAAUGGAUGCCAUGGCGGCACCACAAAUAAGUGUGUGUGCAGGUGGUUGGGCGGGCGCAUGCAUACCGGUCAUGAAGACCUCGUCGACCAUUGGGUGAUCGACGAGCUGCUUGCCCUCGUCUGCCCCGCCCGUGACGAUGGAGACGAAGCCCCUGUCGAUGAAGGGGCGGAGGGUGUCCUCGAACACCGCCAGGGAGGGGUCGAAGGUGGGGUUUGGCUUGUACACGACCACCUUGUUGCGCAUGUACAGGGCAGUCAUGAUGUCACUCGCAUACUCCACUGAUUGAUUGACCACACAGACAGAGAGGACAACAGAGAGUAAGGGGACAUGCUGGUGUGUGUCGGUGUCGGUGUCGGUGUCUGUGUCUGUGUCGUAGCGCAUUUACCCCUCUCUCUCUCUCUCUCUGUCCUCUGUGUGUGUGUGUGUGUGUGUGUGUGUUGUUACUGUUGCCAGUGCCGAGGACGGCCACCACUCCUGACGGCGGGGUCUCUCCCGACUUGCUGAGGCCGUACGGCUCGUGCUGCCUCACCUUCUUGCCGGGCGAGAUGUAGUUCUCUAUCGACGAGAAUCCGAACAAGACCGUGCUCAACAGAUCGUUGGGCGCGACCUGAGCUCACACACACACACACACAGAGAGAGAGAGAGAGAGAAGUGGUUGCUGUUGUGUUGGUCGUGUUGGACAUAAGCCUCCCCAGAGUCCCCACCUGGAUGGACGUGAAUCCCCUGGGUGUGGACUUGGUACUGAUGGGGUCGGGGUGGUGCCUCUCUUUGCUCGUCCUGCGCAGCGCACGCAGCAUGUCCGAGAAGAAACUCGCAAAGUUCUGCACACACGCACACAAAGCAAGCAAGACAGCAACAACAUGGCAACACCAUACCAACACAAACAACGCAGAUGUCGCCAGCGUCUCUCUCUGUCGCUCGUGGCCAGCAGUGUCGGCCCGCACACACGUACCAUGGCUCCCACCCACGUCAUGCCGACGUAGUUUGCGUCGGCCGGGUCUUUCAUGUCGACGCCCCUGAUGGCGCAGCCGAUCUCCGUCAUGGUGUCGAAGGCCUUGACGAGACACGCCAGGGACUCCUCCAGCAGCCUGGUCCGCUCCUCGAUAGACAAACUGGCCCAUUCCUCCUUGUGCUGGGCCACGCGCUGCACGGCGUCGUCCACAGCAGAGGCCGCCAUGUUCACAGCGCACUGCUCGUCCUCUCCCUCUUCGCCCACGACGCUCUCAAAGCCUCCCAGCGAGGAACUUCGCAAACUGCCAUAGCUCGCAGUGGAAGCCUCGAGAUCUUCUGGCAAAGAUGCCGAGGCGGAGAUCUCUGCCACGUCUAUCUUGACGCAGUCGCACAUGAGGGCACUACCCAAUGCCUGCUUGGCGAGUAAGAAAUAUCUGAUGUUGUCGCGAGACGA
Molecule: messenger RNA, 4523 nt
Organism: Vitrella brassicaformis
Lineage: Eukaryota; Vitrellaceae
Source: the annotation of a GenBank genome assembly